GAUGUUAGGACUAGGUCGUUUCUCAAUUAAUUGUUGCAACUUUUGGGCAACAAAUGAAUAUUUUAAAUAUGACCAAAAAAAAUAUCCAUUUGUUUAAACUUUUAGAAAAUAGGAAGUACUCCCUCCGUAACAUAUUAACUGCAACGAUUGGACAUUUUUUCUUUUUACUUUAUGUCAAAUCGUUGUAGUUAAUGCGAUAUGGACUAAUACCUGGCAAAUGGGUUAAAAUCGAUCGAUCGGGUCAAUAGCAGGUCGGUCAAUAUUAUUAAUGGAAUUUUGGAUGAAAAAUGUGAUUUCGUCAAAAAUGGACUUUGAAUUCUACUUUUCGAUUUCGGGUUCGGUCAAAUGGGUCGGUCAGUUGGUACUGCAACAAAUGGGUUAGCACGGUUUCCAAGGCAAAUAAGGUAAGUGGGGUUUAAUGGUAUGAUUAAGGGAUAAGAGGAGAGAGAAAACGCGUGGAGAGCAAUACUACAACCACCCAUCUCGAGCAGCUGCCGCCGCGAAACAGCUCCACCCACCUCCAGCCGCCGGCGCAAAAUAGCUCCACCCGCCUCAAGUCACCGACGCGAAACACCUCCACCCUAAACCCCAAAUCGAACCACCCUUUCUCCAUUCAUUCAUCUUUAUCUAAUUUUUUUUUCAGAUUCCAUCUUAAAUGGCAUCUUACCGGUCUUCUCUCUCUCUCUCUUUCCUCCAUUACAUCAAGGUUAGUCUUCCGAAGAGAACAGGCCCUUAGAGCCUUUAAAUACCAAUAUUUGAUGUCAUUUUACCAUACAAUAAGUUCAGUUUAAUUCAAUUUAGUUCAGUUCAAUUCAACUCAGUUCAGUAAAUAAAAACGAGCCAUAGUAAUCCAGAAUUCUUAUUCACCUUUUGCCAUCAUUACACCUAGCUGAUCUAAUUCGUAUUUUCCGAAUCUCUUUGACUCUUCUCUCUCAUUUUCCCUCUGUAUUAACUGCAUGCAUCAACUCAAGUUUUCUCUUUGACUCUUCUCUCUCAUUCAAACCUCUUUUGCUUCGAGCGUAGCACUCUGCCAUUUUCGCUUGCGUCGGAACACUGUUUAUACAGUACACUAUCAAUCUAUCAAUCAAACUUUCCAAUUUUUUUGAGUCAUGGCAUUAAAGCUAUUAAAACCAAAUAGUGAUUUAUUGAAAGGCAGUGAGAAGAUUGAGAAGAGUGGGAUGAAACGGAAAAGAAGUCUUGAAAGCAGCGCCUCAUCCAAGCCAGUAGAAAUGUCAACGACAAACCGUCAAUGGAGUAUCGGAGAACUUAAUUUGGGUAAGAGAGUACUAAAGGAGUACUCAACAAAUGGGUUUCAUUACAACCAUGGAGGUGAUUAUUGGAACCUGCAAAUUUGGUUGGAAUUUCUAGCUCGAUACAAUUCUCUGGCACGGCAACAAUCCUUGCCGGUGCUGAAUGGCACAGAAUUUCUCGAUCUGGGAAAACGUCUCCAAAGUGAAUAUUGUUUGGCCAGAAAGAGGGCCAAAUCUUAUGGCCAUACAGAUAUGGAAGAUGUAUUCAGCCCUUGUCCUAAUUGCCAGAAGAGGAUCCCUGUCUUCCCAAAACAUCUUCUGAGCGGAUCAAAUUCCCUCUCCAAUACCCCUUCCGAAGCUUUUGGCAAUGACUCAAACAAUGGUGGCGGGCAGGAACUCAACAGUGAUGGUGGUCGAUCGAAAAUCGUUGAACAAAAGGUGAAGGAAAUGUGGUUGGCUGAUCACUUAUUAGAUCAGCAUGUUGUUGAGCUCUUUUCAGCGCCCGAAUUGCGUGAAGAUGUAUGGUAUGACUUCCUGUUAGAUGAUACCAUACCAAUCAACCGAAAAUCCCGAUUGUUGAUUGUAAAGUUUUGUGGUGGUGCUAGUACCUCUAGGCAGUAGAUGAUGAUGCUUGCCAAGGAUGCUGCUGCUGAUGCUUGGUUGGGAUGUUUCUGCUCAGAUGCUGCUGCUGCUGAUGUUAUAUGUAUUUUAUGAGGAUUUUUUGUAAUUCGGAUUUGUUUGAUGCUGAUGUUAUGGAUUUGUUUUAUGAGGAUUUGUUUAAUGAUUAAUAAAUAAGAUACGU
Beta vulgaris subsp. vulgaris (sugar beet) is the source of this 2052-nucleotide messenger RNA. RefSeq lists its product as uncharacterized. NCBI's taxonomy places the organism in Eukaryota, Viridiplantae, Streptophyta, Magnoliopsida, Caryophyllales, Amaranthaceae. The record is from RefSeq and is a predicted model, not a curated record. Bases 1110 to 1871 code for a protein of 253 amino acids. The transcript is spliced from 3 exons.